Molecule: messenger RNA, 707 nt
Organism: Lagopus leucura (white-tailed ptarmigan)
Lineage: Eukaryota; Metazoa; Chordata; Aves; Galliformes; Phasianidae
Product: DNA (cytosine-5)-methyltransferase 1-like
Exons: 2
Cellular component (GO): nucleus
Molecular function (GO): methyltransferase activity
Source: RefSeq, a predicted model, not a curated record
GCGUAUCGGAGACGCUGUGGGCCAUCGAGAUGUGGGAGCCGGCGGCGCAGGCGUUCCGCCUCAACAACCCCGGCACCACGGUGUUCACGGAGGACUGCAACGUUCUGCUCAAGCUGGUGAUGUCCGGCGAGAAAACCAACUCUCUGGGGCAGAAACUGCCUCAGAAGGGAGACGUGGAGAUGCUGUGCGGGGGCCCCCCGUGCCAGGGCUUCAGCGGCAUGAACCGCUUCAACUCCCGCACCUACUCCAAGUUCAAGAACUCCCUGGUGGUUUCCUUCCUCAGUUACUGCGAUUAUUACCGCCCGCGCUUCUUCCUCCUGGAGAACGUCCGCAAUUUCGUCUCCUUCAAACGUUCCAUGGUGCUGAAGCUGACGCUGCGCUGCCUCGUCCGCAUGGGCUACCAGUGCACCUUCGGGGUCCUGCAGGUGGGUUUGGGGCAGACGGAGCCGAGGGGGCCGAUGGCGGGCAGCUGCGUUGACUGUGAGCCAGCAGUGUGCCCGCGUGGCCACGAAGGCCAUCAGUGUCAUGGUUGACCAAUGGUUGACCAGUGGUUGACCAUCAGUUGACCAUUGGUUGACCAUUGGUUGACUAUGAGACAGUGGUGUCCCCUUGUGGCCAGGAGGGCCAGUGGUGGCCAGCUGGGAUGACUGUGAGCCAGCAGUGUGCCCGCGUGGCCACGAAGGCCAUCAGUGCCCUGGUUGACCAGU